AAAGGCGCAUGUUGGAUCACCACGUUGUACUCAAAUUGGUGCUUUCUCUACAAGUGACAAGUGAACUUUCUACCGUUUUGUUUUUGUUAUUGUUUAUUACAAAACUCUUACAACACAUUUUGUUGUUUAUUAUUUUGUUAAAUUUUCGACUCAUUUAAUUACACAAAAUGGUGGCUAAGGGCCCUUCUGUGGCAUUCGCUAAAAUGCGUCGAUUUGCAGAACGAAAAGACAGGUCCUUGUGCGUGAUGAUGAAAAAGCGUGUCGAUAUGGAUAAGGCCGUGAUGGAGGAAUUAGUGAAGGGCGUUCAUUCUGGGAUUGAACGCGUCUUCUUCCCUAGACAAAGGGUGCCCAGAUUCUUCUUCGUCCUUUGCAAAGAAGGGAACACCAAGGAUGCCGUGGACAAGGCUAUCCGUACCGUGAAUAUUGCCGAAUUGGGACCACUCUUUCCGAAGAAGGUCCAAAAUAAAGAAUUCAAGUUGAACGAGCCAGUAAACUUUGGAGAGAUGAAAAAUGUUGACCCCUUAACUCUUGUUUUGGAAGCCAUUCCCAAAACUUUAGAGACGGAGACGAUCAAGAAGGAAUUUCCAGCCUGCAAAGAUAUUGUGCGAUUUAAUGCUGGGAGAUGUUAUGUUUCGUUUAACGACAUCCCAGAUGCAUAUGAAGCUCUCAAAAAAGUGAAAAAUGGACCGCUUUGUGGAUUCAAAAUCACAGCAAAGUUUAACAAAAUUCAGAAACCUAAAAAUCAAGUAAUUAAAGACAAGUUACAGCAACAACGGGAACACCGAAGUAGUGCAAAAAAUGUAAAGCGUCUUAAAAAAAAUAAUUAGAUUCAAGUACGUUAAAAGGAAUGUGUAUAUGAAAAUUGAGAAUGAAGAAUUGUCAUAAUAAUUUAAGGAAGUAUUUACUUUAUUUGGAUCCAACAAAUUAUUGCUGUUGAAAGUACUUAUUAUGUAUACUUUUGCAUAGAUGAUCGCUCGUUGCAUAUUUUCACAUUAAUACAAGUACUUAUCAGUAAAAUGUCUAGUUUUAUAAAACUUGCAAUGAAAUUAAAGUACAUCAUAAAAGUGCGUCUUUUCAGAAAAUAACACA
Molecule: messenger RNA, 1089 nt
Organism: Folsomia candida
Lineage: Eukaryota; Metazoa; Arthropoda; Collembola; Entomobryomorpha; Isotomidae
Exons: 3
Coding region: 168-827 (219 amino acids)
Molecular function (GO): nucleic acid binding
Source: RefSeq, a predicted model, not a curated record